Messenger RNA from Daphnia carinata, 4969 nucleotides. Its product is annotated as myotubularin-related protein 4-like. The transcript has 17 exons. The record is from RefSeq and is a predicted model, not a curated record. Bases 582 to 4001 code for a protein of 1139 amino acids. Gene Ontology annotation, molecular function: phosphatidylinositol-3,5-bisphosphate 3-phosphatase activity; metal ion binding; protein phosphatase binding. Gene Ontology annotation, biological process: regulation of autophagy; dephosphorylation. NCBI's taxonomy places the organism in Eukaryota, Metazoa, Arthropoda, Branchiopoda, Diplostraca, Daphniidae.
AUGAAGCCGUCACUACAUUUCGUAUAACCGAAAUUCUAUAAAAUUUUAAUUUUUAUACCCUUUUCCUAGGAAACCAAACGCUGUAGCAGUUUUUACACUUUUCUUUUAAAAUUUUUCUCAGAAAAGAAUGGACGGCUCUUCCUGAUUGGUUAUAAGGCUAUUAGGCUACAACAGCAACAUUCGGUCGCCAUGUUGACAACAAUUUUUCGACGAGAUUUACGUUGUGUGUUGUCUACGUCGAGCAAAUUUGCAAUUCUAUCGCAGCGCUCCAAGUUUAUUUCGCAGUUACAUUGAGACAUUGCCAGUGGUUCCCAAUAGCUGUGUUUGAAUCUUUAUCAAUUAAAACUACCAUUCAUUUUCUGCCGAGUGAACGUGAUACUUCAACGACUCAGAUAUUCGGUGGUUGAAAGCAGUCAAAACACUGAGCGACUCCCAAACGCAGCAGGAGUUUAUUGAGGACCUAAAUGCCGGUUCUGCAAGGAAACAUGAAAGCAUUGAACUUUUGAACAUUCUGUCAUUUUCAUAAUUCAGGGUUGUUCUGCAGAAAGAAUUGCAGUUUCACAAGCAACUCAAUACAUGCCAUGGCACUGGUAAACGGUGAUGAAAGUAAUUCGAAAUAUGGUGCUGUUUCCGAUUGUGGCAUUGCAAGAUUCCACAGUGCAGCUGUUCCUAUUAAACAGCCACCAGUAAAUGGAAAAACUUUUAACAGCAAUGGUUCCUCUUCAAGUGUAUCAAGUUUCAGGUUGAGUGUGGGCAGUGGAAGUAGUGGAGAAACAGACAUUCAGUAUAUUAAACCCUCAGAACUAUUCCCGAAAAAAUUAGCCUGGGUUGAAGGAGGUUCUGCAAAUACCACACCACCAUUCCCUUUGUUACCAGGAGAAGACAUAGUUUAUGAAGGUCGCGCUGUGGAAGGGACAUUGUACAUUUCCAGUUACCGGCUGUAUCUGUCUAAAACAGUUUCCACAGAAACUUUUGCCAUUCCUCCUGCCUUGUAUCCUCAGAGCAACGUGAAGGAUAUAAAUGUCCCCCUGGGCUUAAUUGAAUCAUUUGAAUGUAAAGACAUUUUCUACAUUAAUUUGUACUGCAAAGACGCUCGAUCGUUUAGGUUGAUUUUUGUCAACGGCGAAUCUGGUCAAGACUGGGUUAAGCGUCUAACGCAAAGCUUGAAUCUCCCUCGAAAGCCCGAAGAGGUCUUCUCGCUGGCAUUUUGCGCAUGGACUCGCGAUGACGAUGAAAAUCAUUCAGCGAAGCCGGUAGUAAACCAAACUUUCCCAUGGUGGCGUAAGCUGUCGAAUUACGAUCAGCCGUUGACAGGAGAAAAAUUAUUCCGAUUUGAGGUGCAGCGCCAAGGUUAUGACGACACCGUAACCUGGCGAAUCAGCUCGGCCAACAGCGACUUCAAGCUGAGUCCAUCUUAUCCAACCCAUUUGCUUGUACCAACUUCCAUUUCAGAUGAUAUGCUAGAAGCUGUGGCAGCGUUCCGCAGUGCCCGCCGUUUACCGGCCGUUGUCUGGCGGCACAAGCGAAAUGGGGCCGUUCUCGGCCGCUGCUCCCAGCCAGAAGUCGGAUGGCUUGGUUGGCGAUCACAGGAGGAUGAAACCCUACUUCUCUCCAUACUCAAUUCAUGUUUUUACGACAGCGCCAACAAUCCUCUAAGAUCACGCCAUCCAACACCGAACAAAGAAAUCAAUCCGGCAAAUGAAGAAUGGAACAGUGAAGGGUCACUUUCUAUUUCGAACGGUAGCUCUGCCAACAUCGAGUGCGGUUCCCUGAAAGAUCUGAGUGAAGAUUCUUCUUGUUUCACUCAAGGCAACAAAAAGAAAAUGCUUAUUGUGGAUGCGCGCAGUUAUGCAACUGCUGUCGCCAACAGGGCACGGGGUGGAGGCUGCGAAUUCCCUCAAUAUUACCCACAGUGUGAUAUAGAGUUUAUGAAUCUUGCCAACAUUCAUGCGGUGCGGAAGAGCUUCCUGCUUCUUCGUGCACUUUGUCAAUCAGCCAAUAGCAAUACGGCUACCACCGAUCAAUCUAAUUGGUUCACACAAUUAGAUUCAACGCGAUGGCUUCAUCAUAUGGCAAAUUUGUUGCGAGCCUCGUGGUACACAGCCGUUAAUUUGGAGGAACAUGGUCGACCUGUGCUCGUCCAUUGCAGUGAUGGCUGGGAUCGGACACCCCAGAUUGUUUCAUUGGCUCAGAUUAUGAUCGAUCCUUUCUAUCGGACCAUUAAGGGUUUCCAAAUUCUUGUUCAGCGAGAGUGGAUAGAGUUCGGUCACAAGUUUGCUGAUCGAUGUGGGCUUCUGGGAGGUUGCGAGGAUACCAAUGAGCGUUGCCCCGUCUUUUUGCAGUUUCUCGACUGUGUCCACCAGCUGAUGAACCAAUUUCCUACGGCCUUUCAGUUUAACCACGCUUACUUAGUCAAAAUGGUUCAGCAUGUUUACUCGAAUCUUUUUGGAACUUUUCUACUCAACACCGUCCAGGAUCGCACAAUCCAUCGGAUCGCAGAACGUAGCCAUAGCCUUUGGAGCUUUUUGCUUCAAAAGAGCAACGAAUAUGCUAACCACUUGUACGAGUUCACAGAAGAGCCGUUGUGGCCAUCCUAUCAAGUUCGUGAUUUAUACUUCUGGUCAGCUGUUUACACCGCCGACUUAGGUAGUAACACACCAAAUGGUUGUCAGGCUGAAGAUUUUCGUGGAAAUUCCCCUACUGUUAAUCUGAAUACCAGCAGUAGCAGUCCCUGUAGCAGUGGGUAUGCCACCCCGCAGCAAACAGCCUUGACUGAUAGCAUGGUCGAUAAUUUAGCAUGGAAAAAUCUAAACAUGAAAGGUCCAGUACGGAACACAAUGGAAGAUUCCACUGACACACUUGUUGACGAUGGACAUAAACCAAUUGCAUCGCUAGAUCAAGCAGAUGGGGAUAUGGAAGCUGGGGAAUGUUUUCCGCUGCUGGAACCAGAGCCUGUAAAAGAAUGUUCCAGUAGGGAACAUCAGGAGGCACACAAUUUAGUGAGCCACUUUCAUUCAAAGGAACAAUUAUCUCCCAUAGGAGAACCAAUUUCCUUGCCGCAUGUUCUAGCCAGUGAAGACGAUGGAGAAGAAUCGGACACUGAUCGUCAACAUCCUUAUCAUAGUGAUUGUCCGACAUGCCAGAAAAAUUGGGAUCUCCUUAAUCGCGGUCAGAUGCAAGGUAAAACUGGUCAGUCAAUUAAACAUAAUGAUGGAGAACAAAAAUCAACGCCGGAAACUACUACACGGCCUGGUUACUCAACUCCUACGUGCCUUAGCUUUGAUUUGGAUGGUCUUCUUCCAUCCGUUGAUCGUCAACAAGUUCGCUUAGGACAGAUCCUAGCUGCAAAAGAUGCAGAGCUAGAAGCUCUUCGCCGUGAUUUACAUCAGACUCGAGUAGCGCUUUGUCGUCAGGUCUGCCAUACUUGCCAAUCAAGUAGAAAGACUUGUUCGAAGUCUAAUUCGGAAGGUUUGAUUGAAGUGUCUUGUCACGAGGGAUCGCCUGGUAGAAAUGAAAGUUCUGACGGUUCGCUCGGCGGGUUGAAAAGUUCACCAUCAUCGUGGGAAAAUGUUGACGAAAAAGAAAUAGGAGAUAAGGCUCCAGUUGGUCCACCGAUCCUGUGGGUGCCAGACCAUCUUGCGCCCACAUGUAUGAGAUGUAGUACCACCUUCUGGAUUGCGAGAAGGAGACAUCAUUGCAGGAAUUGCGGGAAAGUGUUUUGUUCUGAUUGUGCCGAUCGCGAUUUGCCCCUUCCACAUCAGAACUUAUUCCAGCCCGUCCGAGUAUGUAAUGUGUGCUACGAUUCCUUAAAUGGAGAUAAUGAAGACGAAGAAAUCUGUUCGAGACCGCCCCAAGAACAGGAGGGUUUUGCAGCACCGAAAUCACAUGUAAUGGAAAGAGCCUUCAGCCUUUCCAGCUUAGCCACCGGUUCCUGUGCCUGCCAUUGUUGUCAACUUAAACGGCCCAACAAAUUUAAAGCUGUAACAGCCGGAUCUACCUAAAAGGUUUCAAAUCAAUCAACUUCCUUAUAGGAAGAUUGCAACAUAACUCCAACUAAAAAUAGUCAUAAAAAGCAAAACUGUUGAAUUAAAUUGGCUCGAUUUGGUUUGUCACGUGCGCAGAAUUUUGCUCAAAGUCCGGCCCGUUCAUAGUUUCCCAUUGGGACACUUGAUUUAGCUAGGGAGCCGUAAAGGGCCAGUUUAAGUGAGACAGAAGGAUAUGUACGUGUCAAACCGACAGCAUAAGUGGCUAUGCUAUAUUAUAUUCUCGAGACCAGUUGUAGAUUAAAAAUUCGCGAUCCAUUCGGAACUUUCCAUGAGUAACUAGUACGUUCAUUCUAUGGUUUGACGUCACAAUUGUUACCAAAAAAUUUUUAACAAGUAGCAAAUUUUGUGUUUGCAUUCGGUGUUGAAUCAAUUCCUAGUCUUGAAUUCGUCGAUUUUUAUAAAUUGUAUUCGGUAAAUGACCAGGUCGUGACUGAGUUGUGUAAAAGAAAGCGUUGAAUGAAGCACAUUACCGGCGUAAGGUAACCUGGAUCAGUUAACGUGUUGCGACGUCCUGCUGUUGUGAUAUGUGGCGAACCGAUUCGUAUGGGAGGAAGGGGGGGGUCGUAGAAAGCAGGGAGGUGAUUAUAUUGUUCGAAUAUGAAACUUUAGGGUUCACCUUCAGACGACAUUUAAAUGUGAAUUAUGAAAAUAAGGAUCGGUCUUCAUUAGAUAGCACUAUAUUUCCCACAUUCUUUCUUUAUAUACUAUUAACUACCUUACUGACUAAAAUUCAUAAGAAAUGCUCUACUCCCUUUCAAAGAAAGCAUAAUGGCUAAGAGUUUUCUAAUUCAUUCAGAACGUAGCAAAUUUAUAAGUCCCGGAAUGGUGAUUUUGCUGUUUUCUAAAUGGUGUAAGACAUGUUAUCAUAUAAUCCGAAUAAACGUUUAUGGGUUCUUCUGCCAUGAAGUGCCACAGCUAAUAAA